Molecule: messenger RNA, 1798 nt
Organism: Rhinolophus ferrumequinum (greater horseshoe bat)
Lineage: Eukaryota; Metazoa; Chordata; Mammalia; Chiroptera; Rhinolophidae
Gene: HPSE
Product: heparanase
Exons: 12
Coding region: 119-1765 (548 amino acids)
Cellular component (GO): membrane; extracellular matrix
Molecular function (GO): hydrolase activity, acting on glycosyl bonds
Source: RefSeq, a predicted model, not a curated record
GCAGGAGGGGGAGGGAUGUGGCGGAGAGAGCUACGGUACUGCAGGGGAGGAGAAGGCGCUGGGGCUUGGCGAGAGGAAGUGCGCGAGGUCUUGACUCCCGCGGCGCGAUUGCUCGGGGAUGGGGCAGCCAGGUGAGCCCGAGAUGCUGCUGCACUUGAAGGCGGGGCUGCCGCUGCUGCUGCUCCUGGGGCCGCUGGGUGCCGUCUCUCCCGGCGCCCUGGCGGGACCCGCGCAAACCGAGGACGCCGUGGAGCUGGACUUUUCCACUGAGCGGUCGGUGCACCUGGUGAGCCCCUCGUUCCUGUCCUUCACCAUCGACGCCAACCUGGCCACAGACCCGCGGUUCCUCACCUUCCUGGGUUCUCCAAAGCUUCGUACUUUGGCCAGAGGUUUGUCUCCUGCAUACCUGAGAUUUGGUGGCACCAAGACAGACUUUCUAAUUUUCGAUCCCAAGAAGGAACCAAGCUUUGAAGAGAGAAGUUAUUGGCAAUCUCAAUUCAACCAGGAUAUUUGCAAAUCUGGAUUCAUCCCUUCUGAUGUGGAGAAGAGGUUACAAUUGGAAUGGCCAUUCCAGGAGCAACUGAUACUUAGAGAACAGCAUCAGAAAAAGUUUAAGAGCAGCACCUAUUCAAGAAGCUCAGUGGAUAUACUGUACACUUUUGCAAAGUGCUCCAGACUGGACUUGAUCUUUGGUCUAAACGCCUUACUCCGAACAGCAGAUUUGCGGUGGAACAGUACUAAUGCUCAGUUACUCCUGGACUACUGUUCUUCUAUGAGUUAUAAUAUGUCUUGGGAACUAGGCAAUGAACCUAACAGCUUCCAGAAGAAAGCUGGUAUUUUCAUCGAUGGAUUGCAGUUAGGAGAAGAUUUUAUUGAGUUGCAUGAAAUUCUAGGAAAAUCCACUUUCAAAAAUGCAAAACUUUAUGGUCCUGAUGUUGGCCAGCCUCGAGGAAAGACUGUUAAGAUGCUAAGGAGUUUCCUGAAAGCUGGGGGCGGAGUGAUUGAUUCAAUUACGUGGCAUCACUACUACUUGAAUGGACGAAUUGCCACCAAAGAAGAUUUUCUAAACCCUGAUGUGCUGGACACUUUUAUUUUAUCUGUACAAAAAGUUUUCCAGGUUGUUAAGAAGACCAGACCCCACAAGAAGGUUUGGUUGGGAGAAACAAGCUCUGCAUACGGGGGUGGAGCGCCCUUGCUGUCCAACACCUUUGCGGCUGGCUUUAUGUGGCUGGACAAGUUGGGCCUUUCGGCCAGAAUGGGCAUCGAAGUGGUGAUGAGGCAAGUGUUCUUUGGAGCUGGAAACUACCACUUAGUAGAUGAAAAUUUUGAACCUUUACCUGAUUAUUGGCUCUCUCUUCUGUUCAAGAAACUGGUGGGCACCAAUGUAUUAAUGGCAAGUGUGAAAAGUCCAGACAGAAGCAAACUUCGAGUAUACCUUCAUUGCACAAACAUCAACCACCCAAGGUAUAAAGAAGGAGAUUUGACUCUGUAUGCAUUAAACCUCCAUAAUGUCACCAAGCACUUGCAGUUACCAUAUUAUUUAUUUGACAAACAAGUGGACAGAUACGUUGUAAAACCUUCAGAACCUGAUGGAUUAUUUUCCAAAUCUGUCCAACUCAAUGGUCAAACUCUGAAGAUGGUGGAUGAUCAAACCCUGCCAGCUCUGAUAGAAAACCCUCUCCGCCCAGGAAGUUCACUGGGCUUGCCAGCUUUCUCAUAUGGAUUUUUUGUGAUAAGAAAUGCCAAAGCUGCUGCUUGCAUCUGAAAAUGAAAGGCAUACACUAGCCCUGAGAUUGAA